CACGCGGUCCAAGCAUUCGGCGAUCUACAGCGCCUGGUCGAUUCCUACUUCGAUCGGUUCCAUGAUGUGCAGGCGAUUCUCCAUAAACCCACUUGGGCCAUGUCUUCGUGUCCAUCUGCCCUCCUGACAGCCAUGGCGUGUAUUGGUGCACUGCUUUCGGAUAGAGAGUCAGAUGCUGAGCUGUCCUGGGCCCUGGGCGAGAUAUGUUCUACUAUGAUUACCUGGAUGGGCGCUUCGGAUGCUACAAACUAUGGCGAUGUUUCAUACCUCAAUGCUCUCUGCCUCCACCAAAUCUACUCUCUAGGUUCAGGCAACAGGCAACUCUAUCAGAGUGCAGACAGAUCUCGUGGUAUCUUGAUAGGUGGCCUACGGGGCAUGGGCCUGUUGAAGCCUCGUUCUGCUGUCAGCUUGGACGAGAGAGGGGAAAAUAUUCCCAUUUCUGAGGACGAUCAAGUUCUUACCCAUGAGUGGAAAAAUUGGAUCAUGAGAGAAUCAGGGCGUAGGGCAGCCUGGGCAGCAUUCGAGUACGAUUGCAGCCUUUGUACUCUCACAAGUCGCCGAGGUGUCGUUGACUUGAGCGAGCUGCCUUCUCUUUUGCCGUGCCCCGAGUCCAUAUGGAACGCUACCUCAGCACAAGCCUGGUUUGCCCUCAUGUCUCGCCUAGGGCCCGGUAGCUCGAGGCCAAGUUUAUCUUUGGUACUCAAGUUAGCACUAGCCGGAGAACAAACCCCCUCAUUCUUGGGGUCCUGGGCGAAGAGGCUUUGUUCACAGGUCAUGGGGCGCUUACUGUGGGACCUCUGGCAGCUGGAAGUUGUCGCGAUGCCCGAAUACUGCGGCCUUGGCUCCAUUAUAAGCGCACACCGAGAUACAAAGAAGUCGCUUCUGAAGAGCUUGAAUAAUAUGGUUGAUGCUCUGGCUGCACCUUCGACAACUAGUGACCUGAUUAGCUACAACAUCGCGAGCCUCCUUUGUCACUACUCGCAUCUCUGUGCCGCGAAUGGUGUCCUUGACCUCGUAAUCUAUAUCGUGCGCAAUCUCGUUUCUUCGGCACCACAGCAACAUAACGGAAUUGAGGUCGCCCGCGCGCGUCUCAAGUUGGCAUUUGCCAGAGAUCCCAAGACAGCAAGAAGGCUGUGCUGGCACGCGACUCAGAUUGUUGCGAUUGCGAAUGAGUACCUCGUUUCUGCCCCUUGCGAGAUCAUGCGAGUCUUCAUGGGCUAUAUCUUCAUUAUUGCGUACUCGACCUACGGGCCCCAUAGAACUGUGUUGCCGAGUGAGUAUAGUCAUAGUGUCCGGCUCGAUCUCCACGAUCAUCAUCUAUCUCAAAGAAGAGUCGUGGUGAAAUGGAUCCAAGCAGGAGGGCCGGCGAGCUUUGGGUCUGUUCAAGAUAUUGGUUCCGACAGUUGCGUCCCCGCUAUCAGUCACGACGCCCAAGAGAUGCUACAGAAGUUGAAAUGCUGGGGGUUGGCUGGUAAAUUCACCAGAAUUUUCCAAGUGUUGGAAGCAAAAGGGUUCUAG
Fusarium keratoplasticum is the source of this 1518-nucleotide messenger RNA. Its product is annotated as Fungal-trans domain-containing protein. Gene Ontology annotation, molecular function: DNA-binding transcription factor activity, RNA polymerase II-specific; RNA polymerase II cis-regulatory region sequence-specific DNA binding; zinc ion binding. The record is from RefSeq and is a predicted model, not a curated record. Gene Ontology annotation, cellular component: chromatin. Bases 100 to 1518 code for a protein of 472 amino acids. NCBI's taxonomy places the organism in Eukaryota, Fungi, Ascomycota, Sordariomycetes, Hypocreales, Nectriaceae. Gene Ontology annotation, biological process: DNA-templated transcription; regulation of transcription by RNA polymerase II. The transcript is spliced from 3 exons.